AUGGAGUCGGCGGAGGUGAAGCGGAUUUCGGAGCCGGAGGAGGUGGUGGAGGUGAAGUGCUACUGCUGCUGUUUGAAGGAGGAGUGCACACCGGCGUACGUAGCGGCGGUGAAGGAGAGGCACCAGGGCCGGUGGAUUUGCGGACUCUGCACUGAGGCGAUCAAGGACGAGAACUCGAGGUCGCCGAGGAAGAUUAGCACGGAGGAGGCGGUGAAGCGGCACUUCAGAUUCUGCAAGGAGUUUCGGAAGUCGAUUCCUCCCGCGAACCCGACGGCGGAUCUGAUAUCGGCAAUGAAACAGCUGUUGCUGCGGACUCUGGACUCGCCGAGGUUGGGCGACUGCCGGCCGGCGAUGGUGAGGUCGAAGAGCUGCUUUGCGACUGUGGGGAAGGCACAGGGAAAUUGA
This is a messenger RNA of Malus domestica (apple), 405 nucleotides long. RefSeq lists its product as uncharacterized. Lineage: Eukaryota; Viridiplantae; Streptophyta; Magnoliopsida; Rosales; Rosaceae. The record is from RefSeq and is a predicted model, not a curated record.